AUGGAACUCUUUCAUGAAAUAUCUCGAAAGGGACCAAUCCCGGAUACUGUCACAUACAACACUCUUAUGCAGAGUAUGUUUCAGUUAGGGAAAGUUUCAACUGCAUGUGAACUUUUUAGAAAGAUGCUUGCUUCUGGACAAGCUCCAGACAUAGCAACCUGUUUGAUUUUGCUGGAUGGUUUAUGCAAAACAGGUCAUAUCGAAGAGGCAUUGAAACUUUUUCAAGCACUGCAAACCAGUGGGUUAAAACUUGAUAUUGUCCCGUAUACUAUACUAAUUGAUGGGUUUUGUAAAGCUGGGCAUAUCGAAGUUGCCAAGGAAUUAUUUCAUCAACUCUCAGACAAUGGCUUAAAACCGGAUGUUUACACAUAUUGUAUAAUGAUUAAUGGACUGUGUAAAGAGGGAUUGCCAGAUGAAGCAUACAGGUUGUUCGGGAGCAUGGGAGAUAAUGACUGUUUGCCUAAUAGCUGCUGUUAUAAUGUAAUGAUUCGGGGGUUCCUUCGCAACAGCUAUACUUCAAAGGCAACACAACUUCUUACGGAAAUGGUUGGUAAGGGCUUUUCUGCAGAUAUAUUCACUGCCACCUUAUUUAUGGAUCUUAUCAUAUACUCUAACAAAUCAAUCUUGCUCUGAAAUGUUUCACAAAUUGUGUAAAGAUCAUCACUUGCAAUGUGAAUCAGUUGUACAUAACCAUUGCAGAGUGAUAAAAGAUUGUGGAAACUAGAAUGAGUUUUAGUGUCUAUUUUCAAUAUUGUUGAUUUUGUUCUGACU
This is a messenger RNA of Gossypium raimondii (Peruvian cotton), 771 nucleotides long. Its product is annotated as pentatricopeptide repeat-containing protein At1g62930, chloroplastic-like. The record is from RefSeq and is a predicted model, not a curated record. The coding region runs from base 1 to 633 and encodes 210 amino acids. NCBI's taxonomy places the organism in Eukaryota, Viridiplantae, Streptophyta, Magnoliopsida, Malvales, Malvaceae. The transcript has a single exon. Gene Ontology annotation, molecular function: protein binding.